Diatraea saccharalis (sugarcane borer) is the source of this 499-nucleotide messenger RNA. The record is from the annotation of a GenBank genome assembly. NCBI's taxonomy places the organism in Eukaryota, Metazoa, Arthropoda, Insecta, Lepidoptera, Crambidae.
GUCUACGGACACGUUGUGAGCACGUUGUAGAAGUGAAGCUUUAGGUGUAAAACUGCAAAAAAAUGUCGUCCCAUUUGAAUUGGAUGAUAAUUCGCAACAACAACGCUUUCCUCGUGAAGAAACGCAAUAUUAAAAAACCCUUCAGCAAGGAACCUAACAAUGUGACUAACCUCAACUCCUUUCGAUACAAUGGUUUGAUCCACAAGAAAUCAGUCAGCGUGGUUGAAAAUCCUGACAGAAAAGGAUUCACUGUUGUGUACAAGAAAGCAAAGGCUACACAUCAUCCUGCUCAGAACUCAAUGCGCCGUCCUUUCAAAGCUGGCGCUCGCAGAUCACUCUACAAAGUGAGGAGGCUGUUGAAGAAAAACCACUACCGCACAGACCUCUGCAAAGCCACGCUGCGCCGCGCUUCAGCUAUUCUAAGGUCUCAAAGGCCCAUCAAGGCCAAGAAGCCUAAAGCAGCCGCAGCCAAAACGGAAUAACUUUAAUGUAAGCUGAU